AAUGUUUCAUGGGAAAAUAGGCCCAGUGCACAGCCUUGCUGUCAGCAUCGUUUCAGAUAGUCCUCUUGGCAAUAACUGUUGUAAAUGUCUCAAUAAGGCACAGUUUCAAACGAUCGUGUCUACGUUUAAUGCAGCCAGGUUCCGUAGAGCAAACAUUGUGAAUAAUUCUCCUGCAGAUUCUGCCAGAUGGAGUUAUUCUCGCUAUGGGCCAAAGCUGUUUUCGUCAACUUGGCCUUCGCUCUUUAUUCUGAAACUGCUUUCAUAAAAAAGUCAGCAUAUAUACAAAUAGAAUGCCAACCAUAUAAAAAUACCAUGGACUUAUGUACCAAAGAAUAUUAUCCAAUCUGUGCAACUAAUGGAAAAAAUUAUUUCAAUAAGUGUCUUUUCUGCAAUGCACUGAAGCAUCAUACAAUGCCUUCCUCUUCCAUAUGGAUCAAAGUCAUUUUCAUCCUGGCUUUGGUGCUUCCCCUUUAUUAUGAAACAACAUUUGCAUCAAAAAGAGUUCCUGGUCAGCCAAAAUGUGACAAGUACAAAGCAUACCCAAACGUCUGUACCAGAGAAUGGAGUCCAGUUUGUGGAACUGAUGGAAAAGUUUAUAGCAAUGAAUGUGUUUUCUGCAAUGAAGUAAUGUAA
Molecule: messenger RNA, 633 nt
Organism: Meriones unguiculatus (Mongolian gerbil)
Lineage: Eukaryota; Metazoa; Chordata; Mammalia; Rodentia; Muridae
Product: serine protease inhibitor Kazal-type 10-like
Exons: 6
Coding region: 187-633 (148 amino acids)
Molecular function (GO): serine-type endopeptidase inhibitor activity; protein binding
Source: RefSeq, a predicted model, not a curated record